CUUGUCAACAUUGCGGCUUUUAUCUCUGUGGGAGCAUGGAUGCCAUUUCAUGAAUUUUCGAAUGCGGAAACUUCGCUUUCAGUCUGGCGCCUGAUCGUAAUUGCAAUCCUGGUACUGCUCUUUCGGAGGUUACCUGCAGUUGUAGCAUUGUACAAAUGGAUUCCCGAUAUCAAAACGUUCAGGGAAGCUAUUUUCACAGGUCAUUUUGGACCAAUGGGAAUCGGGGCCGUUUUUAUUUCAACGCUCGCCGCUGGGGUACUUUCUGAAAAUUCCACCGCACAACAGAAUCCUCAAACUGUUAUACUUACCCAGACCAUUCAGCCUAUCACAGCAUUCAUGGUGCUUUCUUCGAUCACAAUUCAUGGUCUAUCCAUUCCGUCAUUUUCUCUAGGACGUCGCGUCCACUCUGUUUCUCGUACUUGGAGUAGACAUGCCAGUGGACUCCCAGAAUGGGCAACUCAAGCCCGCCAUGUCACUGACAGAGAUGCUAUCGUGAUAAAUAGGGAUCGAGACGAAAGCGACGAACUGGAAAGGGGAGAACACACCCCACACGAAAAGUUGAGUCCGGAAGGUAGUUGGGAGCUCUCCAACAGAGGUUGA
This is a messenger RNA of Lentinula edodes (shiitake mushroom), 600 nucleotides long. RefSeq lists its product as uncharacterized. NCBI's taxonomy places the organism in Eukaryota, Fungi, Basidiomycota, Agaricomycetes, Agaricales, Omphalotaceae. The transcript is spliced from 3 exons. The annotation marks the transcript as partial. Gene Ontology annotation, molecular function: sodium:proton antiporter activity. The record is from RefSeq and is a predicted model, not a curated record. Gene Ontology annotation, biological process: intracellular potassium ion homeostasis; proton export across plasma membrane; sodium ion export across plasma membrane. Gene Ontology annotation, cellular component: plasma membrane.